CUAGAGAGAAUAUUUUGAUAUAACCUUCUCUAUCGUUUCUUCUUCUUUUUUUUUCUUCGUGACAUUCGUCAACUUCCUAAGGAAAUAUGAUAUAAUCGUUUUUACAGGAUAAUCCUUGAUUGAUAAAAUUCCAACGAAGUGAUAAGGAUUGAGAAAUAAUGUAUAAUAAAUAAUAUAAUAAGUGUGAUAUAUGAUCGAAAAAAAAAAAUAUAUAUAUAUAAUAGAAAAUUGUUUUUUUAUCGAUUUCAAAGGUUUAUCAAGAAUUGGUUGAAAAUGAUUGAAAAAACGGUGGAGAAAAUUAGAUUGAAAAAUACCAUGACCAAAUUACAAAUAAUAAAAGCAAAGAAACAAUUGAUUCAAAGAGAACAGCUUGGUGAAGAUCUUCGUCCUAUUGAUUUCGAUCAAUUAAAAAUACAACGUGACGAGUACAAAAAAAAAAUCAAACGGAGUGCUGUAUAUAUACUUCAGAUAAAAAAAGUUAUAGGCCAUUAUAAUACGGCAUUGACUAAACACAAACGAAGACUGGCAUAUCUUACAUCUGAAUUCAAUUCGAUUGCAAGAGAAAUUAAUUCUAACAAACUUCAAGCGAAAGAUUUGGAAUCGAAAUGUUUAAUGAACAAAAUUGAAAUAAAACAUGCUGAAGAACAAGUGAAAUCAAUGAAGACAUUAAUGGAAGAAUAUGAAGUGCCAACAAUAUUAGAUUUCAUCAAAUUAAAAAUGGAGGUUCGUACUUUACAAAAGACAUUCACUUAUUUGAAAAGACGUGCAAAUAUCGAACAAACAAAUUCAACUAAGUAUUAAGCGAAAAAGAAAAUGAAGUAAUAAAAAAAUAAAAAAUAAGAAAAAGAAGAAGAAGAAGA
This is a messenger RNA of Vespa crabro (European hornet), 860 nucleotides long. Its product is annotated as coiled-coil domain-containing protein 113-like. The record is from RefSeq and is a predicted model, not a curated record. Gene Ontology annotation, biological process: cilium assembly. Bases 274 to 801 code for a protein of 175 amino acids. NCBI's taxonomy places the organism in Eukaryota, Metazoa, Arthropoda, Insecta, Hymenoptera, Vespidae. Gene Ontology annotation, cellular component: axoneme; ciliary basal body. The transcript has 3 exons.